AUGAACUCGACCAAACAACACGGGAUGCACUCGAGGACUCUAUACAGAGUUCUAUUUGCGACUUUGGUGUUCAUAGCGAUAGCAUUCACAUUCAUUUUCCUCAUCCCUAGCAGGAAUUCUUACAACAUACUUCCCUCUUUCCGAAAACCAUCCAUCGGAUCGAAAGUCGCCGUGAUAUUCGACAAUCGAGCAGAUUCAAGACUUGUUCCCGUUAUCCUCCACUUCUCCUCCAUCCUUGGGCCUGACUGGCCUAUCCUCCUCUUCACCACAUCAACCUUUGGGACCGCAUCGAAGACAUUCCAGCGAAAGAUCAAAGAUGGAUUUAUCCAGCUUCGCGACCUGUCCAGCGCCGUCGGCUUCGAGAAACACACGGACGUCUCGGCCUUUAUGACAACGCCUUGGUUAUGGGAACAGCUUGCGCCAGCAAAGCAUGUCUUGUUCUUCCAGCUGGAUAGCAUCCUCUGCUCAAAUUCCCCUUUCGAAAUAAACGACUACUUGCAGUACGACAUUGUCGGCGCGCCCAUACAAGACCUAGCAGGCUGGGGACUGGGUUUCAACGGGGGAUUGUCAUUACGAAAUCUAGACAAGACAAUGCAAAUCGUGCGCAACAACAACUGGGCGGCUGAAGUAAAAGAUUCCAAAGAGAGAGGGUUGGACGGCGUGCCGAUACUACCAACAGGAACUAAUGAUAUUAAUGCUAUAUUUCCCGGCCACGGCAACUCGCCGAGAAUACAAUAUGAGGACCAAUGGUUCUUCAAGAAGUUUAUGGAGCUUCCAGGUGCAAUUUUGCCACCGCUGAAUGUAUCCAAAACAUUUUCUGUGGAGUCGAUACCGUAUGACACCCCCUUUGGUUACCACAAACCAAGCUAUAUUACGCCGGAGCAAAGAAAGCAUUUGGAUGAGUAUUGUCCAGAGUAUACCUUGGCGACUAGUCAGACGAUAAUUGAUGCAUGA
Venustampulla echinocandica is the source of this 954-nucleotide messenger RNA. RefSeq lists its product as uncharacterized. The record is from RefSeq and is a predicted model, not a curated record. NCBI's taxonomy places the organism in Eukaryota, Fungi, Ascomycota, Leotiomycetes, Helotiales, Pleuroascaceae. The coding region runs from base 1 to 954 and encodes 317 amino acids. The transcript is spliced from 2 exons.